AUGUCCAAGGCACAGGCAGAACAGCCAGUGCUCGCCAACAAGGAGGCAAAACUCUUCAGGGAACUCCUCUCUCACUACGAGGAGAAGCAUCUCACAAAGGGCCGCAAAACUGCUGAUCAGAUCCUCAAGAAACACCCAAACCAUGGAGAAACUCUGGCCAUGAAGGGCCUCAUACUCGUCCACCUCGGCCAGCGCGAAGAGGGCAAGAAAAUGGUCAAGCAAGGUGCGAUGCUGAACAUGAAAUCACACAUCCCGUGGCAUGUCCAGGCCCUCAUCCACAAGGGCGAAAAGGACUACGAUGGCGCGCUCAGGGCAUACAAGAACGGCCUCAAGGCAGACAAGGACAACAUCAACAUCCUUCGAGACGCCUGUUUCCUUCUUACGCACCUGCGCAAGUAUGAUGAGCUGGUCGAAUAUCGGCACAGAUUCCUCCAGCUGCGGCCCGUCAACCGGACACACUGGAUCGGUCUUGCCGUUGCGCACCACUUGAACGGAAACCUGGCCGAAGCCAAGAACAUCCUGGAGUGGUACGACAAGUUCCUCAAGAGCACCCCAGACUACGACGCCGACAACUCUGAGCGCUUGCUGUACCACGUGCGCGUUCUCGAGGAGCUUGGUGAAAACACGGAGGCGCUCGCCUUCCUGGACAAGUACGCACAAUCCAGGUACAUCGUCCAUCGCACCAGCACCAUGGAGUACAGAGCGCGGCUCACGACCAAGCUCAAGUCCAGCGAUGCCCCAGAUGCGUGGAGAGUGCUGAUCGAGCAGAACUCGGAUUGCUGGGAUUAUUACAAGGGCUUCUUGUCUGUUGAGAGCAUAGACUACGACUCAAUAACGGACGAGAACCGCGCAGCGGCCUUGAAGCACCUCAACAACUUCUCCCAACAGUAUCCCCGCGCCACUGCUCCGCGGCGAAUGGCCCUCAGCGUCGCGACAGGCGACGACUUCACGAACCUCGCAACCGCCUACCUCUCCUCGAACAUCCAAAAAGGCGUCCCCUCCCUCUUCGUCGACGUCAAGCCCCUGUACACCGACCCCGCGAAAGCACAGUCCAUCCAGUCCAUCGUCGAAAAGCUCCUCGAAGCGCACAACACGCCCCCGGCCCCGCCCCCAGCCGAAAACGGGAGCGCGAGCGCGGAGCCGACCGCGCGCCUCUGGGCGCUCUACUUCCUCGCGCAGCACCACUCGCAUCUCGGCGCGUACAGCACGGCGCUUGAGUUGCUCGACGCGGCGAUGGCGCACACGCCGACGCUGCCGGAGCUGUACAUGGCGCGCGCGCGCGUGCUGAAGCGCGUGGGGGAUCCGUACGGCGCGGCGAGGGUGAUGAACGAGGCGCGGUUGUUGGAUGGGCAGGACCGGUAUUUGAAUACGAAGUGUGGGAAGUAUCGGUUGAGGGCGGGGUUGGUGAGCGAGGCGGGGGAGGUGUUUGGGAUGUUUACGAAGAAAGACGCGGUGAGCCCCGGGGCGGAUCUCGAGGAGAUGCAGUCGUUGCUGUACCUCCGGGAAGAAGGCGACGCGCACUACCGCGCGGGGCGGCUGUCGCAGGCGCUUAAAAAGUACUAUGCCGUUUCUAAUGUGUUCGAUCAGGUCGAGAAUGACCAGUACGAUUUCCACCCGUAUUCGCUGCGGCGGACGCUGCUGAAUGUAUACGUCAAUACGCUCAAGUGGGAAGACAGUGUGCGGUCGCACCCGGCGUAUCGUCAUGCUGCGGUGUCCGCUGCACGGAUAUGGGUUAGCGUGUACGAUGAUCCCAAGCUCGCUGAAGGGCCUGCGGCGUCUGAUUCCGCUACGUCCGGCUCCGACUCGGUGAAGAAGGCCAAGUCCAAGGCGGCGAAGAAGGCCGCGCAGACGCCUGCUGCUACGGAGAAGAACGGCACCGCCAACGCACAGCAGCAGAACACGAACGAGGACAAGGGCCUCGAACCGCCGCAGGCAAAGGACGAGGAUCCGGAGGGCGCGCGGCUCAUCCGGGAGGAGCGGCCGCUCGAGCGCGCGCAGAAGCUGCUCGCGCCGCUGUGGGCGGACGUCGCGCGGGGCGUGUGGGAUGUGGAGACGUGUGCGGUGGCGUAUGAUGUUGCGGUGCGGCGAGAGCGGUAUCUCGAGGCGGCACGCGCGCUCGCGCGUGCGCGCAGUAUCGACGCGGAGCAUCCUGAGGUCCAUGUUCGGACGGUGGAGCUCAAGCUGAAAGUACAAUCACUCUCCGCCCCCGCCGUCUCGGAGACGGCGCUCGCGGCGCUCGUCGAGUCGCUCGCUACCGCGCUGCCGGACGAGCUCUCCCUCGAGACGUUCAACUCGCAGUAUCUCCAGCGGCAUGCGGCCGACGGCGGUGCAGUGCUCGGUGCGGCCAGGGCGGCGCGCGUGCUGCAGGCGCCGCUGGCCGAGGUCGAGGAGACGGUGUUUAGCGCGUUGCAGGAUGGUGUGGCGCUCAAGAUCGAGACCGCCCUUGCGGCCCUUGCGUUCCUCCGCUCUAUCGAGUCCUCGCGGGCGGACGAGUUCCGCGCGGCGUGUGAUGCGCGGUUCGAGCUGGCGACGGUGUUCAAGGCGCCUGAGGAGCUCGAGAGGCUAAGGAAGGAGAGUCUUGGGGAACCUGUGGAGGUGAAGGAGGAGACGCUGGAGUAGCUGGGCGGGUUGUAGUUGGCGUGCUUUUGGUGUUGGGUGCUGAAUAUAUUGGAUUUGG
Messenger RNA from Coniophora puteana RWD-64-598 SS2, 2677 nucleotides. Its product is annotated as N-terminal acetyltransferase A, auxiliary subunit. Gene Ontology annotation, biological process: N-terminal peptidyl-methionine acetylation. Gene Ontology annotation, molecular function: protein-N-terminal amino-acid acetyltransferase activity; protein binding. The transcript has 16 exons. NCBI's taxonomy places the organism in Eukaryota, Fungi, Basidiomycota, Agaricomycetes, Boletales, Coniophoraceae. Gene Ontology annotation, cellular component: NatA complex; cytoplasm. Bases 1 to 2619 code for a protein of 872 amino acids. The record is from RefSeq and is a predicted model, not a curated record.